AUGCUGAGUCUUCUCAAAAAGCUGGGCUCCUUCUUCUGGAGGAGAGCCCAAGACGAGGGAGAGAAAAGACAUUUCACUGAUUUUGAACUAGUAAGAUAUACGGAUGGAGUGGUAACCUGUGUGUGCAGUGAUUAUGGAAUGAUUAAUGAUCAGAUCUAUUUCACCAAUGAUGACGUGAUUGGUCGAGAACCUUUAAACGUUGGUCAGAAAGUUACCGUUGCUUAUGAGGACACAACAUCUGGAGGUUGGAAAGCAAUUAAGGUACAAUGCCUCUCUAACAAGUGGGAAACUGAUGCUCCUGUUAAUUCAAAUCCUUUGGAUCUUGACAUAAAAGUUUUAAUUGGAAGUAUUACAUCUUGCAAUAAAGACGGUGGAAACAUUAAUCAGACCACAUAUUUUUCGAUAUGUGCUGCCUGUGAAGGAUAUACCCCAUACAAAGGAGACUGGGUGAGAGCAGAGUAUUUCAUCAAUCCUUCGACAUGGAACAGUGAGGCAUCCUCUGUAAAGCCCCUGAGGUGUAAGCGUGUAGACAAGGUAAAAAUUACAGCCUUCUAUGGCAGAACUGGUGUAAUUGAUGAUAGCAUUUUUUUCACAAUGGAGUCGCUAAUACUUCCUGAAGGCUAUAAACCUCAGUCUAAAGACCUGGUUAAUGCAGUAGUAGUGGAAAGCAGCCAGUCCUGUUAUAUCUGGAGAGCCUUGUGCAUUGCACCAGCUAGCAGAAACAGUAUGUCAACAUCUGACGAAGACCACAUCGACAGCCAGUAUGCUGCUGCUUUGAUGAUGAAUAAAGGAGGCUUAGAGAUUUCAAGAAUGACUCAUUUUGGAGUGAUCAAACAAGGACAGACUAAAUCCCUGCAAAUUUAUAUAGAGAAUAAAGGAAAUUAUUCUCAUGCAUUGGUUGCUUGCAAAACUGUGGGAUUGGAAAAAGAAAACAAGUUCAAUGAUACUCCAGAAGUUCAUUUAGAGAACAAUAACCAUCUCAGAAAAUACUAUGGACAUUUUAAAAACAGUGAUUUGUGCUUGGAUAUGAACAAUGUAGAAACGUAUCAGUCUGACUGUAAUGAACCAUUAAGGAUUCUUCCUGGAGAGAAGACUUCUAUCACCAUCAUGUGUGAAGCAAGAAACCCAGGCCGAUGCAAAGAGCUUGUUUUAUUUUUUUUCCAAGACUUUUUGAUAGGACGCUACAUUGAAGCUACAAUUGAAAGUGAAGAGGAAUGCUUAUUGCUGCCUUCUAAAGAAUAUACUUCCAGAAACAACAAAACCAUGCAGGGACCAGAAUGUAAACGAAGCAUCAUUCUUUCUGCACCACAAAAAAGGGUAUCAAGAAGACAGCUUCCCAGUUUUCUUCCAUCUUAUACCAUCCCAGAGAGGCUGCAGAAAUGCAUUGAACAAAAUAUGGAUGUAUUGGCAAUAGAACCUAGCCUGGGAGAAGUCCUUCAUUUAGCAAAUUAUCGAAAGAAGAUGUCAACUUUGCUUUGGCUUGAGGAUAUUCACAAUGAGAGAGAAAUGAAGGCGUGUAGCCUAAGUGGUGUGUGCCUGCAGAAAUGUGGUGGGUUUCUAAUACUUGACGUGCCUGGCAUCAUUGAGGGAAGACCAUCACUCUACCCAGGGGACAAAGUUUUGUUAAAAAACCAAGCACACACCACUAUUGACGUUGAAUACUUGGGUACAGUAGUUGAAAUACAUGAUGAAGAAGUCACCUUAAGAGUUAACUCAAACUUGGAGCAAUCCUAUAAUUUUGAGCCAAUGGAUGUGGAAUUCACGUAUAACAGAACCACAAGCAGAAGAUGCCAGUUUGCUGUUGAACAAUCCGAACAUCUUGGAAGAGCAGUGUUGUUUCCAGAGAUGGUGAUCUUACAGUCUCCACAAGUCAGCACCACAGGGCUCCACAAGGAGAAUUGUAUGGGCAAGAAAGAGCAGAAUCUCACCCAACAGGAAAAUCGGCACAAGGCACCCACGCGAGAGAAGAACUCUGUUUCUAUGAGCGACAUGGUGACUGUUGCCACUCAGACUACAAAGCAAGGUAAGGAAUCCGCUGCAAAGAUAAUGAACCAGUUCUUUAAUCCGGUACUAAAUGAUCAACAGAAGCUCGCAGUGAGGAGGAUACUCAGUGGGGAGUGCCGUCCUUCUCCAUACAUUCUGUUUGGACCCCCGGGAACAGGAAAAACAGUCACAGUCAUUGAAGCUAUUUUGCAGAUCCAUUAUGCUUUGUCAGAUAGUCGUAUAUUGGUGUGUGCUCCAUCUAACAGUGCUGCAGAUCUUGUCUGCCUCCGUCUUCAUGAAAGCGGACAUUUGGAACCUGGAACCAUGGUUAGGGUGAAUGCUUUCAGUCGCCAAGAAGAGGCUAUACCUGACUUGGUGAAGCCAUACUGUGGAUCAGGGGAAGAUAUUCAAAAGGCCUCACGUUUUCGGAUUAUAAUAUCCACAUGCAGUAGUGCUGGAAUGUUUUAUCAGAUUGGUUUAAGGGUUGGACACUUUACACACGUAUUUGUUGAUGAAGCUGGGCAGGCAAGUGAACCAGAGUGCCUCAUACCUCUGGGUAUAGUAUCAGAAGUAACUGGACAGAUCAUUCUUGCAGGAGAUCCUAUGCAGCUUGGACCAGUAAUAAAGUCUAAAUGUGCUUUGGCAUAUGGGCUUAACAUAUCACUAUUGGAGCGGCUGAUGUCUUUGUCCAUUUACCUACGAGAUGAAGAAACCCAUGGAGCAUGUGGAAACUACAAUCCAUUGUUGAUCACAAAACUAAUGAAAAAUUAUCGGUCACAUCCUGCUCUGCUCCAUCUACCUUCCAAGCUUUUCUACCACAAAGAACUGGAGGUCUGUGCAGAUCCAACUGUGGUAAAUAAACUCCUGAGAUGGGACAAACUGCCCAAAAAGGGCUUCCCAAUCAUUUUCCACGGCAUAAGGGGUACAGAGAUGCGAGAAGGAAGCAACCCAUCCUGGUUUAAUCCCUCUGAAGCUGUUCAGGUUAUGAGAUACUGCUGUAUACUUGCAAAACAUGUUACUACAUCAGUUUCUACUAAAGACAUUGGCGUGAUUACACCUUACCGAAAACAGGCUGAAAAAAUAAGAACACUUUUGCGGACUGCUGACCUGAUGGACAUUAAAGUGGGAUCAGUAGAAGAAUUUCAGGGCCAAGAGUUCCUUGUAAUCAUUAUUUCAAUGGUGCGAUCUUGUGAGGAAUUUAUUCAUGAGGAUUCAAGAACCUUGCUAGGUUUUCUUUCCAAUCCAAAACGAUUCAAUGUGGCAACAACUCGACCAAAGGCUCUUCUGAUUGUGCUGGGAAAUCCUCAUAUCCUUGUCAAGGAUCCAUGUGCAACUGCAUUACUUGAAUACAGCAUAAUAAAUGGGGCAUACACUGGCUGUAAUCUACCCCGUGGCCUUGAAUUCCUUCAGCAGUGA
Messenger RNA from Nanorana parkeri, 3399 nucleotides. It is a transcript of the gene MOV10L1, whose product is annotated as Mov10 RISC complex RNA helicase like 1. Gene Ontology annotation, molecular function: helicase activity; ATP hydrolysis activity. The transcript is spliced from 26 exons. The record is from RefSeq and is a predicted model, not a curated record. Lineage: Eukaryota; Metazoa; Chordata; Amphibia; Anura; Dicroglossidae. The coding region runs from base 1 to 3399 and encodes 1132 amino acids.